AUGGCCAAUAAUACCUUCCGCGACUCAGUCAACUCGCUGGGCUGGUCGCGGAGAGAUCCCGAUUUCCCAGUCCGUACGAAUGCAUCUUCCGAGACAACUUUCUUAUCGCGCCUGCAGUCCUAUAACCCAUUUGGACAGGGCGGGUAUGUCCAGCUCCCCACUCACAAUGAAGCUCCCGGAGCGCCAUUACCUGCACCCAGUCGACGGGAAGAAGAGGAGGGGUUCUUUGCUUUGAGUCGUUGGGAUCGGAUGCUCAUCUUCGCCGCUUGUAACUUGGGUGCAGCUGUAUGCUUCAUGAUCUGCUUCUUCCUCUUCCCAGUACUUACGCUCAAGCCCCGCAAAUUCGCCGUCUUGUGGUCUGUUGGCUCAGUUUUGUUCCUGCUAUCAUGGGCAGUCCUCAUGGGACCCUGGUCCUAUGUAAGACACUUAGUCUCGGGAUCACGGCUUCCAUUCACGGCAGCCUACUUUGGAUCCAUCGCCCUUACCCUCUACUUUGCUAUCGGACUCCAAAACUUCUUCCUCACCCUCAUCUCUUCGAUUUUCCAGCUCACGGCCCUCGUCUGGUAUCUGGUUAGCUAUUUCCCUAUGGGCACAACCGGCUUGUCGUAUAUGGGCCGUUUUGGCGCGUCGCGCGUGACGGCGUGGAUGUCUGGUUGA
Molecule: messenger RNA, 657 nt
Organism: Penicillium chermesinum
Lineage: Eukaryota; Fungi; Ascomycota; Eurotiomycetes; Eurotiales; Aspergillaceae
Product: putative Golgi traffic protein SFT2
Exons: 4
Coding region: 1-657 (218 amino acids)
Biological process (GO): vesicle-mediated transport
Cellular component (GO): membrane
Source: RefSeq, a predicted model, not a curated record